AUGGCCUUUCCUAGUCUCAAAUAUCUAGGCUGUUUCUCUCUCUCCCUCCCCCUCGGCCUGUUGAUAUGCUCGCCUUUCAAGACCACGGUCGCCGCUCACACCACCGACAUUGAGAGUCUAGUACGUCCAACCCAGCAACAGCAACUGCAAGAAAAAUUCCUGCUACCUCCGAAUUCUCCUUCCGCUCCUCCACCAUCUCCAGCCUUUAUCUCGUCCGAAUCAGACUCAAAUCCGCCGCUCAACACUUUCACCAUCUCGACCGUACUCAACGAUCCAUCCCCACCAUAUGCCGCCAAGAUUCAAUGCUGGCGCUUGCUUAAUAGCAUCUUCCACACAUAUCCCACUGUCGGUAAGGCGGCCUUCCUCGGCGACGUGUCCAAUCUCACAUAUGUUGUCCUUCCACCUCGUAGUGGAGAGGGAUGGCAUCGUCCACCGGCUCCCAUGUUUUUCGUCCUCGUCAGCGGCGAAGCGCACGUGUCGACUCCGAAACCCGAUCAAAGUGGUGAUUAUAUUUCUACGAAAUCACCAAACAUAGCGGUCGAUGCUGAUACCGAUCCCAAUCUCGACAUCGACACCGACACCGACAUGACUACCAACGCUGAUAGCGCCACUCGUAAUCUCUACAUAACCCCUUCACGCAACUCGGUCAUCCUCGCCCUUGAUACCGAUCUGCGCGCGCCGGGUCAUCUGACUUUCUAUCCUGGUCGUACAGAGACGGUCGCCUUACAGAUCCCUCUAUCAUCUUCACUUGGCCUGCAUGGCACGACUGAAGAGAGUGCACAUGACCAGCUUUCCGUGUCUAGCAUCGAGUAUGAGGUGGUCAGUGAUGGGCCAUGUGAAUAA
Molecule: messenger RNA, 843 nt
Organism: Exophiala mesophila
Lineage: Eukaryota; Fungi; Ascomycota; Eurotiomycetes; Chaetothyriales; Herpotrichiellaceae
Exons: 2
Coding region: 1-843 (280 amino acids)
Source: RefSeq, a predicted model, not a curated record